Molecule: messenger RNA, 1122 nt
Organism: Psilocybe cubensis
Lineage: Eukaryota; Fungi; Basidiomycota; Agaricomycetes; Agaricales; Agrocybaceae
Exons: 7
Coding region: 1-1122 (373 amino acids)
Biological process (GO): positive regulation of DNA-templated transcription, elongation; regulation of transcription by RNA polymerase II
Cellular component (GO): cyclin/CDK positive transcription elongation factor complex; nucleus
Molecular function (GO): cyclin-dependent protein serine/threonine kinase activator activity
Source: RefSeq, a predicted model, not a curated record
AUGCCGACAUCAUCGUCUAAGUACUACCAUCCUUAUUUCUCCCCAGCCGAAAUCCACCAUCUGUCCGAGAAGCAGCGCGGAAAGCAGACAGCUACACAGGAAGAAAAGGUCAGACAAAACGCUUGUACCUUUCUCGAAACCAUUGGAGCUCGGAUUGGAUUCCCUAGGCGCACCAUAGCCACGGCAGAAGUUUUAUACCAUCGAUUCAAUCUUUUCUUCCCAAGAAAAGAUUUCCAGUACCAUGACGUAGCCUUGGCUGCCCUCUACGUAUCAACAAAGGAAAAUGAUACUCUCAAGAAACCUCGCGAAUUACUUGCCGCUUCAUACUCAAUUCGAUAUCCCGACCGUGCUGCAAAAUCUAAAAAUCCUAAUGGAGAGAUAGACCUUGACACAAUGGACCCUGCAUUAGUAGAGGGUGAUCGACAGAAAUUAUUGGCAAUAGAGCGCUUGAUCUUGGAAACUAUUUGCUUCAACUUCACCGCACGUAUGGCUUUUCCAUAUGUAAUUAAAAUUGGAAAGGAACGUCGGGCGGAUAAAAAGUUAAUAAAACUUGCAUGGCGAAUAGCCAUCGACAGUUACAGAACACUCUUGCCUCUUUCAUACCCGCCACACACUCUGGCAAUAGGAAGCCUAUACGUUGCAGCUCUACUAUUAUCUUUUGAACAGCCUCAAGUACCGGAGUACGAUGAACAGGGAAAGUUGUCUCCAGCCGUACUUGUGCAGCAAUUUAGUACGCCGUCGACAUGGAUGGAUGUGUAUCGUGUAGAACUGGGCGACGUUGAUGAUUUUGCACAUACCAUGCUGGACCUCUUCAUACAGUUUUCUCAAAAUCCCUCUGCCAAUACCUCGCCCAGUACUCCUUCCUCUCCUUCGCCCAAUCUUCCAGGACGGGAUCGACACAACUUGCAAACACUUCAACCACAAUCGCCGUACAAGUCUGACCAAUUGAUCCGCAUGAAGAUUGCCCUUCGCGAACAUGAAGAUGCUUUACGCGGUCAUCGACGAGACCAGAGGCCGCUGAGUUCUGAUCCAAGUGCUCUAUACACCAAUGAGAAGAUUGGUCAGAAUGAUGGAACUGUUCGCUUUCUCUUCUUCCCUCCAGACAAGGGUAAUGUAGCUUGA